This is a messenger RNA of Onthophagus taurus, 780 nucleotides long. The record is from RefSeq and is a predicted model, not a curated record. Lineage: Eukaryota; Metazoa; Arthropoda; Insecta; Coleoptera; Scarabaeidae.
AUGAUAUUUCUUCGAUUAUGCAAAUCGUGCCAAAUGAAAUUAAAAUCGGCCAAAAAAGGCAUUGUGGUCAAACCGAUUGUAUCUAAAGAAAUGAAUAGCCGCUGCCAAGUCGAUUUAAUCGACAUGCAAACCAAUCCUGAUGGUAAUUUCAAAUUUAUUCUUGUUUAUCAAGAUCACCUUACAAAGUUUGUGCAGCUACGACCAUUGCAGACUAAAACUGCUGAAGAGGUUGCUAAAGUGUUGUUAAAUAUUUUUUGCAUAUUUGGAGCCCCGUCUAUUUUACAGUCCGAUAAUGGAAGGGAGUUUGCAAACAAAAUAGUUGAAAAUUUAAUAUCCAUGUGGACAGGACUAAAAAUAAUACAUGGAAAACCACGUCACAGCCAAUCUCAAGGUAGUGUUGAAAGGGCAAAUCAAGAUAUUCAGAACAUACUUAUGACGUGGAUGAAAGACGAAAAUUGUAAUAAAUGGUCUGAAGGACUUAGAUUUGUCCAAUUGAUGAAAAAUAGAGCCCAUCACGCCGGUAUAAAGCGUUCACCAUAUAAAGCUAUGUUCGGCUGUGAGGUGAAAGUUGGUUUAAAGUCAUCUCUAUUUCCCUCCGAAGUAAUUGAUAAUAUUUCUACAGAAGAGGAAUUAGAGGAGCUACUGAGAAAACAGGAAGAAUGCGAACAAAGUAUCGAUGACGAUACUCAAAGUGGAGAGGAAAUGGCACUUAGUAAUAUGUGCGAAAUGUGUACAAACAAAAAUGAUUUAUGUGAUUUGUGCUCAAAGAAAAAUGACUGA